This is a messenger RNA of Colletotrichum chrysophilum, 1326 nucleotides long. RefSeq lists its product as uncharacterized. The record is from RefSeq and is a predicted model, not a curated record. The transcript is spliced from 7 exons. Bases 1 to 1326 code for a protein of 441 amino acids. NCBI's taxonomy places the organism in Eukaryota, Fungi, Ascomycota, Sordariomycetes, Glomerellales, Glomerellaceae.
AUGGCUGAUCAAUCCAUCAUUCGCAUCACCAAGGAGUUGAGCGACAUCCAGCGCACUUCAGAUUUGUCGCUGGCCGUUGCCUGCCGAGAUGUCGAUGUUCGCAACGUUAAGGCGUUGAUCAUUGGUCCUCACGACACGCCCUACGAGUUCGGUUUCUUCGAGUUUGCGAUCAGAUUCAAUAAGGACUACCCGCGCAAGUCUCCCAAUGUUAACGGCAUCACAACGAACGGCGGACGCUGUCGCUUCAAUCCCAAUAUCUAUGCAUCCGGCAAGGUUUGCUUCACUUGGCGCGGCGAGCGUGGCGAGGAGUGGUCGGCCGCGCAGGGUCUCGAGUCGAUCCUUAUUUCCAUCCAGAGUCUGAUGUCGAGCAAUCCUUACGAGAACGAGCCGGGUUUCGAAGAGGCAAACGAGGCGUCGGACAAGAAGCAUCAGAAGGAUUAUGUGCAGAAGAUCCGUCAUGAGACCCUCCGCAUCUCCAUCAUCCAGCGCCUCGAGGAAUACCUAGGACUGACCCCCGAGGGCGUCUCCAUCGCCCAGCAGUCCGCUGCUGAGCAAGAUAUCGACAUGGACACCGAGGACAUGGACGACACCAGCGUUCCGUUCGAACCCUUCAAGGACCUAUGCAAGCGCAGAUUUCUCUGGUACUACGACAAUUACCUAAGUGCUGUUCAGAAGGCCAAGACAGAGGUCAAGGAUCACCAGGCGUUUGCUCGCAUGCCGUUUGAAGGAGCUAGCAACUCCAUGGAUGGCAAGUUCAACUACACCGAGCUGGAGAGACGGUUGCGCAACAUCAAGGCUGCCCUCGAUAAUGAGCUUGUCAAGUGGGCGAAGGAGGGUCAGAUUGCGAGCGACAAGGAGAUGACGGUCUCGGUCAACCUGCGCCACCAGUACGAGCAGGUCGUGCAGGCAUUCAAGCGCCAGGACAUUCCCCACGACGUGCAAUUGGAAGACAACAACCCUUUCGUCUGGGUCAUUACCUACUUUGGACGGCCGAUGACCAACCUUGAUGGCGGUCUCUUCCGUAUCAAGAUCCACUUCAGCCCUCGUUUCCCCGAGGAGCAACCUCGCGUGAAAUUCAACACUCGCAUCUUCCACCAUCGGAUCGCCGAGGAUGGCACAGCUUGCUACUUCCCCAACAAUCUGCGCAAAGAUGACGUUCGCUCUCAUAUUGAGGCGGUCUUUGCCGCAUUGGAAGAGGAGGACCCCGCCUACGAUCCCCGCACAUUGGUCAACCCAGAGGCUCACAAGCUCUACUGGGGCGGCGCCGAUGAGCGGAAGAACUACAACCGUCGUCUCCGGAGGUCUGUUCAGCAAAGCAUGGAGUAA